CGCCGACUCGUAUCUGAGCCACCACGCCCUGGCCAUUUGAUCUCCAUGUUACCGUUCUAGAAUGAAUCCGUGAUAUUUAUCGACUUACCAAUAUCACCGACCGCGAAAUCCCAGCAGGGUCCUGUCAACCUUACCCCUCUCACCUCCCCCCCACCGAGCCACCAUGCCUAGCAGAGUCCCCGCCCGUUCGACUUCUGCCUCGACGCGCAAGAACUCCGCGCAACCCUCGCGCGCAGGAUCGGUGACGCCUGCGUUCGCCAUCCCCGACGAACCCGCCUUGCCCGAGGCGGUCCCCACCCUGCGACGAGACAUAUGUUCCAUCUUCGCCGACGCGCAGCGCUCGUUCACCGGACACCGAAAGCUCGUGGUGCGACUCCGCAAGCUGCAAGAAACCUGCUGCGGCAUUUCGCAGAAGAGCUCCAAGAAGGAUGGCAAGACGGAACCGAGUCGCCAGGAGCUGCAGCUGCCGACCGAGGAGACAAUCCCGGAGAAGGAGUUCAACACCGAGGUCGGUCGGUGUGUGCUUCGCAUCUUGCCGGUCAAGAAAUCCGAGCCGGUUGGCGAUCGUAUCCUCCGCUUCCUUGGCACAUUCCUGAACCUAGCCUCCGAGAAGGAUGCAGAGCUUUUCGCCUCGAACGAGGAGGACGACCUCGACAAUGUUACCGAGACCCCGACUGCCCGCUUGACCACCACCUUGGUCACGCUCAUCACGCCUCUGUUGAUUGCGAAGGAUAAGACUGUUCGUUUUCGCGCGACCCAGAUCCUUGCUCAUAUUGUGAAUUCGCUCGAGACGAUAGAUGAUGAUCAGUAUCACGCUAUUCGCCAUGGCCUUCUGAAGCGUAUCCGCGACAAGGAGCCUGCUGUCAGAGUACAGGCGGUGAUGGGACUGGGCCGUCUUGCCGGCAAUGACGAUGAGGAUGACGACAACGACGAGAGCUCGAGAGCGAUCUUGGAGAAACUGGUUGACAUCAUGCAAAAUGAUACGAGUGCCGAUGUGCGGAAGACUCUACUCAUUAACCUACCCCUGGUUCCGGCCACCUUGAAAUAUCUCCUCGAACGAGCCCGUGACCUGGAUGCACCGACCCGACGAGCAGUGUAUGCGCGUCUACUCCCUAGCCUCGGCGACUUCCGACAUCUAUCGCUGUCUAUGAGAGAGAAACUGCUGCGGUGGGGUCUACGCGAUCGUGACGAAAGUGUCAGAAAGGCUACGGGCAAGCUGUUUUACGAUCGGUGGAUUGAGGAUUGCGCGGGUACCAACAAGGAUCCCGAAGCGGGACCCGUCGGCCAGCGUUCUCCGCCCGAUAUCUCGGCCCUCCUGGAACUCCUUGAGAGAAUCGACGUAGUCAACUCGGGAGUGGAGUCUGGAAUCGCUCAUGAAGCUAUGCGUGGCUUUUGGGAUGGUCGUCCCGACUACCGGGAGGCCGUGAUGUUCGACGAGCCCUUCUGGGAGUCGCUCACAGCAGAAUCUGCUUUCCUCAUCCGCUCUUUCAACGACUUCUGCCGCGUCGAGAACGAGGGCAAAUACGAUAAACUCGCCGAUGAGAAGAUCCCCGAAGUCACCGCCCUGGCAUUCUAUCUACACAAGUACAUGACGAGUCUUUUGCAGAAGAAGAAAUCCGUCAAAGAAGCCGGCGAUGCCAACGAGGACGACGCUGUCGAGAAUGAAUUCAUCGUCGAGCAGCUAUUGCAUAUUGCCAUGACUCUCGACUACAGCGAUGAAGUUGGCCGACGAAAGAUGUACUCUCUGCUACGGGAAUCUCUAGCUGUGCCGGACUUGCCGGAGGAGUGCACCAAACUUACGGUCGAGACGUUACGGUUCGUUUGUGGACCGAACGCCGCUGCCGAGAACGAGUUCUGCAGUGUUGUCCUGGAAGCUAUUGCCGAGGUGCACGAUACAAUUACGACGGAAGACAGCUUUGUGUCUGCCAAGUCGGAAAUCAGCGAUGCCAGCUCAUCUCGCGGCCGAUCUGAGACUCCCCAAACCGAAGAUGAGAAGCCCUUCAAUAAGGAGGAGGCAAAGGCCAAGGUCCUUCGGGAGAUUGUGGUGAACAUGAAGUGUCUCCAUAUUGCUCUCUGCAUGUUGCAGAAUGUGGAAGGCAACCUUCAAGCCAAUAUGAACUUGGUGACCAUGUUGAACAACCUGGUUGUUCCUGCCGUGCGAAGCCACGAGGCUCCAAUUCGCGAGAGAGGUUUGGAGUGCUUGGGACUCUGUUGCUUGCUGGACAAGACCCUGGCGGAAGAGAACAUGACUCUGUUUAUCCACUGUUACAGCAAAGGACACGAACUCUUGCAGGUCACCGCUAUUCACAUCCUUUGCGAUAUGCUGGCUACGCAUCCCACAUUGCUCGUCCCAGUAGCUCAGUCCGAUGGCGAGUCCGUGACACCGCCAGUCUUCCAGAAGCCGCUGCUGAAGGUCUUUGCCAGGGCGCUGAAGUCCAGCUCCCCCAACAGCGUGCAGACGGCCGCCGCCACUGCGCUGUCCAAGUUGAUGCUCACGAGUGCUUUCAACCCCGGUGGAGCUAAUGUGCCCCCAGCCAUUCAGGAAUACAAUCAGGCCUCCAUCGAGACGCUCCUCCAAUCGCUGGUCGUUUCCUUCUUCCACCCGCGCACGCGUGACAACCCUGCGCUUCGGCAGGCCCUGGCGUACUUCUUCCCAGUUUACUGCCAUUCUCGUCUGGAAAACACGCAGCAUAUGCGUCGAGUGGCUGUGCCGGUGGUCCGGGCGACGCUGAACGCUGCUGAAGAAUACUACUCACUUGAAGCGGAAGAGGACAGUGACGGCGAUAUCGACGAGACAGUCGGACAACGGGAGCUGAAAGCGCUCAUGAGCGGUGUCUUGGGCAUGCUGGCGGAAUGGACGGACGAGCGGCGGGUGGUUGGGCUGGGUGGAGAGAAGGUUCUCGCGGGUCAACCGGCCAGCUCAACGGCGUGUGGCUUCAUUCAUCUGGAGCUGGUGAAAGAUAUCCUGGAGCGGGUCUUGGGCAUCAGCACAGGCACCAAUCGCUGUUCCAAGGAGGAAAAGAAGCUGCUCUUUUCCCUCCUCAGCAAGCUGUACAUCACCGCGCCCGUAGUUCCCUCGCGGUCGGGAUCACGCAAUCCCGAAGGCGAGGACCCCCUCCGGUCCAGCGUGCGCAGUGCCCAGGCCGAAAUCACCCCCGAGAACGCUGCCCUCGCGCAGGAGGUCAAGGAGCUGCUGGACGAGACGAUCGAAGAAGGGCUGGCAGCCGAAGCGGCCAGCCGCAACGCGCUGGUCAAGGUCAAAAAUUCGGUGCUCAAGCUGUUAGCGGCUGCCAAUGGUCGACCGGCCAGCGUGCGGAUGCGCGAAGGCGAAGAAGGCGACAGCGACGUGAUGAGCGUGCGAUCGAUGAGCGUGCGGUCCGGCAGCGUGCGGCCGUCGAUUGAGCCGGGGGCGAUGAUGCGUCGCGGAUUCUCGGUCGAGCCCAGCAUCAUCGAGGAGGAGGACGAGAACGAAGACAGUCACACGACAGUCAUUAAAGCGGAGGUUCGCGACGAGUGA
This is a messenger RNA of Aspergillus homomorphus CBS 101889, 3517 nucleotides long. Its product is annotated as condensin subunit YCG1. Bases 164 to 3517 code for a protein of 1117 amino acids. The transcript is spliced from 2 exons. Gene Ontology annotation, biological process: mitotic chromosome condensation. The record is from RefSeq and is a predicted model, not a curated record. Lineage: Eukaryota; Fungi; Ascomycota; Eurotiomycetes; Eurotiales; Aspergillaceae. Gene Ontology annotation, cellular component: condensed chromosome; condensin complex.